AUCGGGGGCCAAAUGGGGCUAUUCAUUGGGGCCAGCAUCCUCACCGUCCUGGAGCUCUUUGACUACGCCUAUGAGGUAAUUAAGCACAAGCUGUGCAGACGCGGGAAGUGCCAGAAGGAGGCAAAGAGAAGCAGCGCGGACAAGGGCGUGGCCCUCAGCCUGGACGAUGUCAAAAGACACAACCCCUGCGAGAGCCUUCGGGGCCAUCCGGCCGGGAUGACGUAUGCUGCCAACAUCCUACCUCACCAUCCGGCCCGAGGCACGUUUGAGGACUUUACCUGCUGAGCCCCUCAGGCCACUGUACCAAAGGCCUAGGUGGGGAGGGCGGGAGAGUAAGGGGCCCUCAGAUGCCCCCCCACAUCUGCCCUGGGGGCUCAUCUGCACUCCUCGGCAGUCCUUUCCUCUUGUCUGUGUGAGGAAAGAGUCUUACCAUAGAGUCCUCUCUCCCUGCCUCUACCCCAUUAUUUUAAUUUUAACAAAACUAAACUAAUCUGAAAAAAAAAAAACAGAGAGAGAAUGGGGCAAGGGACCUCAGGCUGCUCCAUGCUGCCUCCCCUAGCGCCCAGCCUGAAUUCUGUCUGUCUGACUGUCUGUCAUCUGAGUGUCCACCUACAUUCUGCUGCCACCAGUCACCAAAGCCCCCUCCCAGUGAGGGGUGAAGGGAAUCCCAGGGGUCUGGAAUUUGGCCCCAAACCAGAGAAUGUACCUUAAGGGGAGGGCUAGUGAGGGGGCUUCCCCAGCCUUAAGAGACCCUCUCAGUACAGUGGCUCCCCCCAAGCCCAAGUCUCCAGGCAGGAACUAAAUCCUCAUCUCACUCCCUCACACCAUGUGGAUUCUCUAGAGGGUGGGGGAGUCCCCUGAAGAAGUGGAGACAGAGACAAGAUGUGGCCCUGGUGCUGUAGGCCACAUCUUCUUAAUACCUACAAGUUCACCCCACCCUAAAGCUGCUGGAGAGAAAUCCCAAGAAGCAGCCCCCUCUAUAUCCCAUAAAAGACCUGGCUGGUUAUCUUCCAGCUCAGGGAGAGGGGCACUGGUGCCUGACCUCACUGGCUUCUCUCCCAGAGGCCCUGGCAGGGGGCCGCAUCCAUAAAUUUUCUUAUGGAACUCUCCCAAAUCCUCUUCCCCAACUUCAUUUGCUUCUUUCAACAACCUCAUCUGCAUUUUCUAUUUCUAUAUGAUACAAACUCUAUAUUGCUAUAUCUCUGUAUAUACUUUCCUCUAACCUUGUCUGUCUCCACCCCAUCCCCUCUUGUCUCUAAGAGCCAUCCUCCCACCCCAAGUUCCCCCUUCUGUGUUUCUUCCCCGUCCCUGGUCUCUGAAUGCCUUCGCCUGUAUAAAGAGUUGGAUUCUCCCUGGUGUCUGUACUGUGUACACACAUCCCUUUGAGAAGCACAAGGAGACGACACGCGCAUUGUAACCUUCGCACUGUCUCGGUGGCGACAUAAAGGAAGCUGUGAAUAACAAGCUCUGCCUCUUUCUGGCCUCACCCUCUCCCUUCAACCCGGGCACCCUCUGCCCUUCCUGCAGCCUUAACAUUCCCUUUCUCUGCUCCAACUAUCCCAAUGCCCUUUGUCUGGCUGACUGUGGCCUCCUCAGGGACGGGGUUGCUACAGAGGUAGCCCCACCUAGGAGAUGGAAAGCUGUGCUGGACACUAAACUAAGAGUGUUAAAAACAGAAGGGAGCCAGGGAUUGGUGACUCCUGCAGCUGGGGCAGAAGGUGCCCACAGGCAGAAGUUGACAUCCUCAGUCAGUGGCCUUUCCCUCCUUCUGGGUGCCCAGCCCCCCUUCCUCACCUGAUGUCUAAGCCCACCAUUCAUAUUUUCUGGUGAGGCAGGGUUUGGUCAUAGGAGGAAAGAGGCAGACCUGGGGGGGGGUGGGAGUUGAAAGCUCUGCUGUUCUAUCCCUCCCUACCUUAGUGAGAGACAAGUGAGGGAGAGGGCCUGCCCCACCCCCUCCACCAGGCAUUCCUUCCAGGCCAGAGCCCCAACCCCUUCCCAGGCCUUCUCAGCCCAGCUGUCUCUUGGUCUACAUUCCCAGAACAGGACCUGUGCAUUGGCCUGGAGCUAAAGAGUGAGAUUAUAGGAACUCUUGGGAACUAAUGGGAACUUUUAAUUCCCAAGAGUUCCUUAGAGAUCACCUCUUCCCAAAGGGAAGCAGGAGGAAGGCCUAAAAGUGUGCACUAAAUGGGGGACAGCAGGCAGGGCUCUGGGUGACGCAUGCCUCUGGUCUAAUAAACUGGGUUUCAACCAUCUCCUCUUCA
Castor canadensis (American beaver) is the source of this 2261-nucleotide messenger RNA. Lineage: Eukaryota; Metazoa; Chordata; Mammalia; Rodentia; Castoridae. The record is from RefSeq and is a predicted model, not a curated record.